Eleginops maclovinus (Patagonian blennie) is the source of this 9264-nucleotide messenger RNA. Its product is annotated as C-myc promoter-binding protein-like. The transcript is spliced from 33 exons. Gene Ontology annotation, biological process: regulation of Rab protein signal transduction. Gene Ontology annotation, cellular component: cytoplasmic vesicle. Gene Ontology annotation, molecular function: protein binding. The record is from RefSeq and is a predicted model, not a curated record. The coding region runs from base 256 to 6195 and encodes 1979 amino acids. NCBI's taxonomy places the organism in Eukaryota, Metazoa, Chordata, Actinopteri, Perciformes, Eleginopidae.
CCAAGAUGGCGGCAGAGCGAACAGCCGGCUCGCGCAGUGACUGACAGACAGACCAGAAUCCUCGCGGACAGCUAACGGUUAAUCUCUGAGACAGAAACACUGACUAAAAACAUCACCCGUAAAGGUCACGUCAUCGUUUUUCGGUACCGACGGUGCAGUGAUGAAACAGCACCGGUAGACGACACCGGGGGAAGUUGUGUGUGAGAGGACUAAUUUGCCGUCCAGAAGAAGCGGGGCAGCCGGCGGUAAUGGGAAAUGAUGGAGGACAAAGGCCCUCGUGUAGCCGACUACUUCGUGGUUGCCGGUCUGACCGAUCCGUCCACGCCGUUGGACCAGGAGAUCCACUUUGAUGACGUGUGCCACAAGUCGGCCAAGCCUAAGGCGCCCAUCACCGAUGUGGCGGUGGUGAUCCGUUCCAUGGGCGAGGAGGCGCCGCCUGGGUUCACCUGCGUAGAGGAAACGCCAACAGGCCAUUCAGCUGAUCUGAACAAUGGCGGCCUCAUGGUGCCCCAGAUCUUCCUCUGCUACCGGAGAGGUCGCGACAAGCCGCCACUCACUGACCUGGGCGUGCUGUACGAGUGGAAGGAGCGUCUGAAGCCGGGCUGCCAGCUCAUCCAGACCACACCCGCCGGUCGCCCAGCCAACAUCAGCGGCAACUCCUCCCAGCGCAUCUAUGUCACCUACCGCCGGGCCCCUGAGAGCCAGCCCCACAGCGCGCUGGCCCUCACCGACAUCUGCAUCAUCAUCCCGAGCAAGGGAGAGACGCCCCCCCACACCUUCUGCAAGGUUGAGAAGAACCUCAACAGCAGCAUGUGGGGCUCCUCCGUCUACCUGUGUUAUAAGAAGUCUGUGGCCAAAACCAACACAAUAGCCUACAAAGCAGGUUUAUUCAGCAGAUAUCCAGAGGAGGACUAUGAGUCAUUCCCUCUGCCAGAGUCUGUCCCUCUCUUCUGCCUUCCCAUGGGAGCCACGAUUGAGUGCUGGCCAGCAAACACCAAAUACUCCCUUCCCGUGUUCUCCACCUUUGUCCUCACCGGAUCCUCUGGAGAGAAGGUGUACGGUGCCGCCAUCCAGUUCUAUGAGCCCUUCCCGCAGGUGUGUCUGACUGAUGCGCAGCGCUCCCAGCUGGGUCUCCUGAGUCCAGAUCCACUAAAACCAGACUGCUCCAACUGUACGGAGACAUUAACCACUAGCCCCACCCGCAGCCCCACCAAAGCCCAGCGCUCCGUCUACACCAACAAGUGCAUCUGCCUGCUCUCCCACUGGCCCUUUUUUGACGCUUUCCGCAAGUUCCUCACAUUCCUCUAUCGCUACUCCAUCUCCUGCCCCCACGCCCUACCCAUCGAGAAGCACAUCUCUCAUUUUAUGCACAAAGUCCCCUUCCCUUCCUCUCAGAGGCCUCGCAUCCUGGUGCAGCUUUCCCCUCAUGACAGCCUGAUGCUGAGCCAGCCAGUGUCUUCUCCCCUGCCGCUCAGCGGUGGUCGAUUUUCCACGCUGCUCCAGAACCUCGGACCAGAGAACGCCGUCACCAUGCUGGUGUUUGCCGUCACCGAACACAAGAUCCUGGUCCACUCGUUACGUCCCGCCGUGCUGACCAGCGUCACAGAGGCCCUUGUGUCGAUGAUCUUCCCGUUCCACUGGCAGUGCCCCUAUAUUCCUCUGUGCCCCCUGGCGCUGGCUGACGUUUUAAGCGCCCCCUGUCCGUUCAUCGUAGGAGUGGACUCCCGCUACUUCGAUCUCUAUGACCCCCCACCAGACGUGAGCUGCGUGGAUCUGGACACAAACACCAUCUUCUACAAUGAAGAUAAGCGAGCCCUCACGUGGAAGAUCCUGCCAAAGAAAGCCUGUAAAAACCUGAUGAAUGUGCUGAGCAAUCUCCACCAGCAGCUGGUCGACGGUCAGCAGCGUCCUGACGGGCUGCUGGAGCUGAGCAUGAGUGAUUUGUCAGAGCUGAACUGCGGUAAGAGCCUCCACACGCUGGAGCUGGAGAUCCAGGAAGCCUUUCUGCGCUUCAUGGCGGCUAUUUUGAAAGGCUACCGCUCAUUCUUGCGACCCAUCACCCAGGCUCCUUCUGAGAAAGCAACAGACGCCAGCUCCCUCUUUGACCUGCAAGGGUUCUUAAAGAGCCGGGACCGCUCCCACCAGAAGUUCUACUCGCUGAUGACCAAAACGCAGAUGUUCAUCCGCUUUAUUGAGGAAUGCUCCUUCGUCAGCGACAAAGACGCCAGUCUGGCCUUCUUCGACGACUGUGUGGACAAACUCUACAAUUCAGAGCGGAGUGCUGACAAAGCAGGCAAGGUGGACGCUGACAGACCGGAGGAGAGCCGGCUGAUAGAGAUUGAUGAGUCUCAGCGCAGCGAGCAUACAGUCUUCAUCACGCCUCCAGAGCUGCCUCCUCUGCCUGAGGGGGAGGAACAUCCACUCUGCUACAGGUACGAUGGUUUCCCAGUGUUAACUCUUGACCUGUUUGACCCUGUGGAGGGCCUGCGGACCCCCUCCUCUCGCCUCACUGCCAGGCACAGCUGUCCCACCAGCCCUGCCCCCAUGUUCAGACGCACCAAGCAGGAGAUCAAAACAGCCCAGAAGAUAGCCAAGAAGUACUCGUCCAUCCCUCAGCUGUGGUCCAAGUGCCUGCUCCGUCACUGCUACGGCCUGUGGUUCAUCUGCCUGCCAGCGUAUGUGAAGGUGUGCCACUCCAAGGUGCGGGCGUUGCGCACGGCCUACGACGUCCUCAGGAAGAUGCAGGCAAAGAAAUUGCAGCCACCUGAUGAGGUCUGUUAUCGGGUACUGAUGCAGCUGUGUGGACAGUAUGGCCAACCCGUCCUGGCAGUCAGGGUUCUCUUCGAGAUGAAGAAGGCCGGAGUCCACCCCAAUGCCAUCACCUACGGCUACUACAACAAGGCGGUGUUGGAGAGCACGUGGCCCUCCAGCACCAGAGGAGGAUACUUCCUGUGGAUGAAGCUGAGAAAUGUAGUUCUGGGAGUGGCCCAGUUCAAACAGGCCCUACGACGACAUGCUACCCACACUCAGAGUCCUCUGUCAGAUGGCAGCGACCUGGACGCUGUGAGUCACGGCAGCCUGGAUAGCUCUGCCGACACUAACCUGGGCCCCUUCGCCACUGACUCGGCCAAAGUAGACCCCACUGAUGAUAAAUCUAGCACAGGAGAUCAAUCAGACCUGGGUUAUAACUCGCUGUCCAAGGAGGAGGUCCGGAGAGGAGACCCCGGCACUCAGGACUCCAAAGAUGACAAGAAGGAGAGCGACUGCAGCUCCUUGUCAGAGACAGAGAGCGCCAAGGGGAGCAAAGACUGCCUCCCUCAGCUGGACAUGGAGCUUCACUCGUCCUUCAAACCCCGCGGCAUUGUGCGCAGCAGCUGUCCGUAUGACGAAUCCUCCUGUAAACCCAAGAGCUCCGUCAGCGCAGGCCAUGUUGCGGGUCUCCUCUUCUCCACAUCCCUGGACGACAUCGGGGAGGUCCACACCAACAGUCGGCUCAGGAAACACAGGAGUGCUCUGGAGGAGGUGGUGGGCAGUGCCGGCAGCGGCUCGGCUCUUGACUGGCAGGGCGUGAGAGGCCGCCAGCUGAGCGGAGACACGGCGGGCAGCAGCGGCAGUGGCACCACUGUCCUGGGCCUGGGUAUGAGCCAGGGGGAAACAGACCCAGAUAAGAUCGCGGGACACAUGGGGGCAGAUGUCAAAAUUCUCUCUGGUGCCAAAUUCAAUCAGAGUGUGAGACCUCGUUCCCUGGCUCUGGGCGGGAUAGAGGGGGCGGCUGCUUCCAGAAACAUUGAUCACAGGGAGGAAGAGGCGGAGGGACAGGACUCCAGCGAUGACGACAGAGGUAACCCUGAGGCCAUUUUUGAUUUGGAGGAUCUGGAUUUAGAUAAGCCUGCCACAGGGGCUGGCAUCAGCUCACACAGAUCCCAUAAGAAACCCGUCGGACGCAGCAUCAGCUACGGUGGCGUGAGCUCCCUGGCGUCCAGAGGAACUGUGAAGCGCACAGACAUACAGACGGGCUACGACCCUCUCUCCUUGCUGGCGGCAGAGACACAGUCCUUGGAGCAAAGUGAGGACCAGUAUCCAGAGGGGGACGAGGACAGCACACCCAGUGCCCGAAGACACCUGGCCAGAGAGAUCGAGCUCUACAUGAACCACAUGGGCAGCCCGCUGAGCAGCAGGACCCCCAGCCUGGAUCUGCAGGACUCCGCCAGCCCCCUCCUCCUUCACCCCUCCUCCCUCUCUGCCCCCCGCAGAGCCAGCCUGCCCCAUAGCUCCCCCCUCAAGGCUGCUGGAUUGCCGCGCUCCCGCACCUUCCACCCGCCCUCGCCAUCCCAGUCCGUCUCCCACCAGCGUCUGUUGUCUUCACCUUCCUGCCGCAGCUCCAGCACAACCCCCAGCGCCAGCCCUCGCCCCAGCCCCUACAGGGAGAGGACAGACAGGAUGAGCCUGGCGUCGCCUUCGCCCUCCUCCUCCUCUUUCGCUCUGGACACUCUGCUCACUCCGACGCUCGAUGUAUUCAAGACCAGUAUGUUCUCCGCUGGGAAGGGCGUGGCAGAAAAGGCGAGCCGCUGGUACUCCCGCCUCUCCACAUACACAACACCUACCAAGGAUGGUCACAGUGAUCGCCUGAGUGUUUCCUCGCUCGGUUUCGGAGAUCCAGACUGCGCCUCGCUGCUGGAUGACGAGGAUUGUGAUGGCUCCUUGAUCUCUCCACAGAGGAACGGCCCCGCGGGGCCCCGCAGGAGCCCCAGACGCAGCCCCCUGCGCAGCAGACAGGACAGCCCCUCUGCAGGCCACAGCCUUGGCAGACCCACAUCUCUGCUCCCUGGAUGUGUGCUCUCACCCCCCGGCUUCCCUCUGCCAGACAGGUCAGACCUCGGCUCUUCACGCUACACCAGCAGCACCAGCAUCUUCAACAAUUACGCCAUGGAGCUGCUGAUCUCCAGCUGUUCCCGCUGUAAGACUUGCGACUGCCUCGUGUACGACGAGGAGAUCAUGGCUGGCUGGACGGCAGAUGACUCCAACCUGAACACUACCUGCCCCUUCUGUGGAAACCCCUUCCUGCCCUUCCUCAACGUGGAGAUCAGGGACAUGCGAGGACCCGGCAGGCUUUUUCUGAAGGGCAGCCCAUCGGUGGAUGAGGAGAUGACCUCGUCGUACUCCACAUCCACGGGUUUGGACACUGGGACGUCCACCUUGUCCACCCCGUGUCCUAAAACAGCUGCCUUUCCUCCCUCCCCUGGGAUUGCUGUCCAGGAGUGUGCAGAGAGUGGAAGGACUCGAUCGACCAAUGCUCAAGGUGUCAACAUCCCGUCUGACCUGCGGCAGGAGGGACCGUCCCCCGGAGGGCACAUUGCCCGCAGCGUCAGUGCCUUUGACCCCCUGGACGAAGCACCAAGGGUCAACCACCGUGUGCAGACGUCAGGCAGCCUGCCCAGCCGCCUGAAUGAAGCCACAGACCCGCUCAAUAUGGAGUGGCGGCUCCACAACCCCGAGCCGGUGACGGUUCCCUACCUGAGCCCGCUGGUGCUGUGGAAGGAGCUGGAGAGUCUGCUGGAGAACGAGGGCGACUCUUCGAUCACGGAGUCCGACAUGGUGGACCACCAUCCCAUCAUCUACUGGAACCUGGUGUGGUACUUCAGACGGCUAGACCUGCCCAGCAACCUGCCCGGCCUCAUGCUCACCUCUGACCACUGCAACAGAGGCUCCCAGGUCCCUCGUCACUGGAUGUCGGAGGACAGUAAACACGUGUUGAUCCAGAUCCUGUGGGACAACCUCAAGCUGCACCAGGACUCCAUCCAGCCUCUCUACAUCCUCUGGAACACAUUCAAUGUGGGUUACCCUCUGUCCCGGCCGGUCCCGGAGGAGGAGAAGCCGUUCAGCGAGGAGCUGCUGCAGAGCGUGGUGAAGAGCAUCCAGAGGAAUGACCUGAGCCGGCCCAUGGCUCAGCUGCUGCAGCUGCUGGCGCACACACUCGGGGUCAAAAGGCAAAGGAGUUUGUACAGAGACAUCCUCUUCCUCUCCCUGGUGGCUCUGGGAAAAGACAACAUCGAUAUUGACGCGUUUGAUCGAGAGUACAAGUUGGCGUAUGACCGCCUCAUGCCGAGCGUGGUGAAGCUGACCCACAACUGUGACCGUCCUCCCAGCACAGGGGUCAUGGAGUGCCGCCGGACGUUUGGGGAGCCUUACCUGUAAACACACACACAUACACACACACGCUCACACACCAGGACGAACUUUCUUCACCCCACAUCAUUGCUUUAAGACGAGCUCAGGAAACCUGUUGGAGACUGUGAAUGUAAAGGGAUCAUAAAAAGACAGUUGACAGCAGUCAGCCUGAAACUAGAAUCAAACUUUAUGUCAUUAACUGAAGAAGGAAAGACCACUCGCACCGCUCAUACACACACUCAUGCAGUUUCUUCCUGUGAAAAUGACUGUAAAUACACAGCAGUAGUGGAUUUUUAAAAAUGCAUUUAUAUUGUAAAGUCAUGCAGCAUAUGAAGACUCAUUAGCAAUAUUUUAACUUGAACUCUAUUUAUACAAAGUAAGCUUUAUCUAUUGUCUUGUUUUUGUCGGGCCUUCAAAGUUUUAGCGUGGUCGCCGGGCGUUUUCUCGCCUCGCACUUUAAACCGGACUGAUCUGGACACCAUGUUGCAGAAUGGAUUCAGAGUUUGUGAAUGAUGACUAGGAGAAAAGUAAAAAAUAUUGCUGGAAAAAUCAAUACAUUCACAGAAAAGUAAGUAGAGGAUUUGGACUGUUUUACUGCUGUAAACAUGUUUGCAGUGGGCUCUAUAAAAAAACCUGAAAAGCGUUAUAGACAAAUGUUAAGCAUAUCAUUCGGGAAAAUGAUUAACCACUUUAUAAAUUGACAGAUAAUCAGUCGAUAAACUGAUCAGAUUUAACUGUUUGAAAUACACUUUUUAAACUCUGCCUUCAAUGUCUAUCCAGGGUCUGCUUCUAAAUCCAGUUAGUUCUCUGUGUUUAACUUUAAUGUAAAAGUUUAUUCCUCAACAGUAUUUAGUUUGUUUUCUCGCCUGUCUCCAACAAUAUCAAAAAAAGGUCUAGAUUAGGGGUGUCCAAACUGCGACUGGGGGCCAACUGCAGCCCGUUGUCCAUUUUGAAUUGGCCCGCAUCAAAUCUUAAAGUAAAAUGGAAUAUGGCCCACACCUGAAACUUGUGCAAAUCUUAUAUUGUACUUCCUAAAUAUCUACAGCUCUGAAAAGAAUUAAGAGACCACUGCAGCAUUAUCAGUUCCUCUGGUUGUACUUUUUAUAGGUAUGUGUUUGAGCAAAAACAAUAAAAAAUGGAUUGUAUUUUAUAAACCACUGACAACAUUUCUCUGUGUUGGAAUUCAACAGACCCUGGAAUGGCUGCCAUACAUGUAGAGAUUGAGAUUUAAGAAAAAAUGGGAGAGGUCUCUUAUUUAUUCCAGAGCUGUAUGUACAAAUAUCUUACACUUUAUUCAUGUGUUCAUAACAAAUGAGGCUUCGUUUUAAGCAAGGAGCUGCCAACACUUUUUGUAGCUAAAUAAAUAAAUCCCAUUCAUGGAUGGCAUGAAGGCUGUAAUUGUCUUUAAGCAUAUUCUAUAAUCAAGAAUAUUCUAGCUACAUUUCAUUGGCUUUGCUAACUUAUAAGUUUACUGAUGAGGCAAAAUAACUCACCUCUACUGAGGGGCCCAGCCCUUCCUAUAGUUCUCUGUAUGUGGCCCUCAGUGAAACAUGUUUGGACACCCCUGGUGUAGAUAUUGAGUUUACUUCCCCAGUGGAGCACUGCGCUGGACAUAUCAGUAUUACUGCUCAUCAUGUUUGUCCUAAGAGUGCCGACUGUUGGGGUGAAUUCCCUCACUACAGUAUGAACACUUUGUCCUCAACAUACAGAAGCUGCUCUGAACCCAAAUGGUAUGUCAGCAUAUCCUCUCUCCUGUACCCCUUUUUAAAUGAUACACAUUCUGGCAGCCAUGUUGGAGGUUUACAGUUCUUUAAGUCGCAUAUCUUCUGAGUUUAAUUUUCAUAUUGUAUCCUUAAUGAGUCAGUUACUUUACCUUUUUCACACCAAAGGAAUCGCUCACACCACUGCAACAGAGGACAAAAACAGGUUUUUCCAUAACGUCUAAAAAACGUUGUUAGGAGGUUAUUUGUUGGUGAUAUCCCAGAAGAAGAAGAAGCUUCACCAGACUCUCUCUAAUUGUUUGAGUUGUCAUGCACGAACCAGCCUCUGAAUGUUCAGCCUGUGAAGGUGUUGAAUGACUUAGAUCUCUGCUUCACACUCACAGAGGGGCUCCCACAGCCUGAUGAGCACGGAGAUGUUUGGUGGUUUCUGAAUUUUUCUUGAUUUUGUGAUUGUCAUUGCUUUGUGUUUUUUAUAUCAAACCAAAAAUGGAUCCUCAUAUCAGUGCCCAAAGGAAAUGUUCAUGAUGCAGUCAGAGCGGACAGGACCUGUUUGUUGUUACAUGUGUAUGUAAACCACCUUGAAACCACCGUCUAAAACCUGAUCAAACAUGCUGCUGGCACUCUGUAGGUAACCUUCCUUUCUAAUGCAUCACAAAUGCAUAAAUGUCAAAAUUGAACCUUUAUAAAUGUCCUCAUGUCCCCCCCACCCCCACUCUGUUUCCUUUUCCUUUUUUUUAUGUUUGCAAAUGUAACAUGCUGAAGUUUGAAAAUGUCACUUGUAUUUCUGGAAGUAUAGAAACAUCGCUGUACACAUUUGCACAUAUCUACUUCUGCAUUUUUAAAGCUCAAGUUCUGAUUGUAUUUCUAUCAAAAUAGCGGAAAGGAAACACAUUUUUGACACGUUAAAGUUUUGAAAAAAUUCUGUGAGGGAAAAUGAUACCAAAUACAUUUUGAAUAGAACUGGAUCCAAGCCGGAGAUGAACUACAUUUCUUGUUUCUGAAUGUUAAUCUAAACGGAUGACUGACGCCACGGUUGAAGGAGGACCCUCGAGUCUAGACUAUUGACGGUCUCAUGAAUGUCAACCAUGUGUGAUUUGUGGAAAACUAACUGGAAAAAGUCAGGAAGUUGCACUUUUCCUCUGAAGAGGGAAGAGGGCUACGAUGUCAGCUGCUGGAAAGAAAAAAAGCUGCCAUCCAUCUGUGGAUAUCUGUUGUGUUUAAAGUUGUACAAAUGAAUGAUUUUGCAGGAUCUGGGGCUGUGUACAUUUUGAAUUGUUAGCCCUUUGUAGAAAUCACAUUUUAUAACAUGUGGUGGUCCUGUACAGCAACCGGAUCCACAGGACUGUUUAUCUGUAAAUAAAAUCACUUACACUCA